Messenger RNA from Lachancea sp. 'fantastica', 1527 nucleotides. NCBI's taxonomy places the organism in Eukaryota, Fungi, Ascomycota, Saccharomycetes, Saccharomycetales, Saccharomycetaceae. The record is from the annotation of a GenBank genome assembly.
AUGCCUGUUGACAAUGUUUCUGACGAAUUAAGUCCUGUCCGCCGAGGCCUGCUUGCAAACCUUGCUCUGACGGCCGAAUACAAAGACGCCCGGCGUUAUCCAAGGAGGACCAAAAACGUGAUAGUGGUAGUGAUCGCGCUGGCCACAGUAGUGGGCCCGAUGGGCACUUCCAUCGUGUAUCCUGCCAUCGACCCACUCAUCCAAGACUACCACACUACCCGCCUAAUGGUCAACGUGUCCGUCGGGGUUUACCUGGUCAGUCUAGGCAUUUUCCCUCUGUGGUGGUCAACGCUCUCAGAGCUGCAAGGCCGCAGAACCGUGUAUGUGGGCUCUUUCAUGCUGCUCGUGUUGUUCAGCAUUGGCACAGCGCUGGCUCCCAACAUCUCGUGUUUCAUCGUGUUGCGUAUGCUUUGCGGUGCUGCAUCUGCCAGUGUCCAAAGCGUGGGGGCGGGUACCAUAGCGGAUCUCUACCCACCAGCGGAGAGAGGCGAGAGUCUGGGCUAUUACUACCUCGGGGCGCUGAUGUCGCCACUCCUUUCGCCGAUCAUUGGGUCGUUAUUAGUGUCGCGGUGGAAUUGGAGGUCCACGCAGUGGUUUCUGCUGAUCCUGGCUGGCGUGGAUCUUGUGCUCCUCAUUGUAUUGCUGCCGGAAACACUACGGAACAAGUGCCAGGAUGAUAGCCUUGUUGUGGGAACUCCGUCGGAUGCAGCGUCGUGUGGAUCCAAACUGGAACAGCAGGCUAAGGGCAGCGAGAUCAACGACGAUGCGGAGGCAAUCAUAGAGUGGGAGCAAAGAGACGACGCAGCUUCAGCAUCAAUCUCACGGCCGCACUUUGCAAGUUUUUUUGGCUAUCUUGUGGGGCCGUUUAAGUCUCUGCAGCUGCUGAAGUACCCACAGUUGUCGUUUGCAAUACUAUUCUCUUCUGUGGCGUUCGGCGUGUUGUACUUUGUCAACAUGGCGCUGCAGUAUGGGUACUCGAGGCCACCGUACAAUUUCAAGCCCUUGUACAUCGGCUUGUUAUACAUUCCGAACUCCGUAACAUAUUUUAUAGCGUCUGUCGUGGGCGGCCGAUGGCUUGAUCAUUUGCUGAAACAGCACUGGAAAAACUACCACGAGUUCGCACCGGAGGCUCGCAUAUCCUGGAAUGUUCUGCUGGCGGUAGCACUUUUCCCGGCCUCGCUUCUUAUCUUUGGGUGGUGUUUGCAGACUAAACAGCAUUGGGUGUUACCGCUAAUCGGCACUGCUUUGUUUGGCUUUUCUUCUAUGAUAAUUAUGGCAGCAACAGUGUCCUACAUAUUGGACUCGCUUCCCGGUAGAGGUGCUACUGGUGUGGCGCUCAACAACUUGGUACGUCAGCUUAUAGCUGCGGUUGCAGUGUUCGUGAGUGACCCGCUGAUGAGUAGUAUAGGACUUGGAUGGACUUUCACUAUGCUAUCAGGAGUAAUCAUUGUGAGCAGUGGAAGCUUGGCGAUACUGAAGUGGAAGAGCCCGCAGUGGAGGAUAAAGUAUGAUUUGAGCAAGAUCUAG